Molecule: messenger RNA, 1444 nt
Organism: Cucurbita maxima (winter squash)
Lineage: Eukaryota; Viridiplantae; Streptophyta; Magnoliopsida; Cucurbitales; Cucurbitaceae
Product: tubby-like F-box protein 3
Exons: 6
Coding region: 224-1384 (386 amino acids)
Molecular function (GO): protein binding
Source: RefSeq, a predicted model, not a curated record
AAAAAAGAAAAAGAAAAAAAAAAAAAUCCAGGCCAAAAUUUUCCGACUUAGAUGCAUUUAUCUCACUUUCUUCCAUUUUUCCCAUAUCCAAUCCCCAGGAUUCGAAGCUAAAUCCACACACCUCUAAUGGCCUCUCUGGCAUCGGGAAUCUCCAAUUUUCCGCUCCUUCAUUGAUCAUUUCUUCCAUCUUCAUCGUGUUUUCGACCAGAAAGCCGGCCAAUUCAUGUCUCUCAAGAGCAUCAUUCAAGAUAUGAGGUCCCGCUCCCGCUGUGUGGUGCAGGACGGCACGGCGCCGGAGCCAACGGACGGCCUCGUCCAGAGCUGCUGGGCCAAUAUGCCUCAGGAGCUUCUCAGGGAGGUUCUAAUGAGAAUCGAGGCAUCGGAGACUUCUUGGCCACGGAGGAAGAGUGUCGUCGCUUGCGCCGGAGUAUGCCGGAGCUGGCGGGCCAUCACUAAAGAGAUCGUCAAAACGCCGGAGGUUUCCGGCAAGUUAACGUUCCCGAUCUCUAUCAAGCAGCCUGGUCCAAGGGAUCCUCUUCUACAGUGUUUCAUAAAGCGAAACAGAUCCAAUCAAACUUAUUAUCUAUUCCUCAGUUUGACUAAUGCACUAAAUGAUGAUGGUAAGUUUCUUCUUGCUGCUCGGAAAUGCAAGCGACCGACCUACACAGACUAUAUUAUCUCUUUACACGCUGAGGAUUUGUCGAAAGGGAGCAGCACCUAUGUCGGGAAGUUGAGAUCUAAUUUCCUAGGAACUAAGUUCACAAUCUUUGACGGGCAACCCCCACAUUCGGGAGCGAAGAUCACAAAAAGUCGCUCCACGAGGCUUGUGAAUUUGAAACAAGUUUCUCCCAAAUUCCCUGCUGGGAACUAUCCAGUUGCUCACAUUUCGUAUGAACUAAAUGUAUUGGGAUCAAGGGGUCCGAGGAGAAUGCAGUGUAUCAUGGACGCUAUUCCCGCUUCUGCGGUUGAACCUGGAGGAGUGGCUCCGACACCGACCGAGCUCUCGUUGAGCAAUGUGGAACUGUUUCCAUCGUUCCCGUUCCUAAGGUCGAAAUCAAAUGCAGAUAGCUUGCUUUCUGAACCAUUAGCUAGUCAGAAAGAUGAAAUGCUGGUGCUGAGAAACAAGACUCCCAGGUGGCACGAGCAGCUUCAAUGCUGGUGUUUGAAUUUUCAUGGACGAGUUACAAUUGCUUCCGUGAAAAAUUUUCAACUCGUCGCUUCUUCGGAAACCGAACCUCCUUCACAAGAACAAGAGAAGAUCAUCCUUCAGUUUGGAAAAGUGGGGAAGGAUUUAUUCACCAUGGAUUUUCGUUACCCGAUCUCGACUUUCCAGGCUUUUGCUAUCUGCCUCAGCAGCUUUGACACCAAGAUUGCUUGUGAAUGACAGCCCCAUCAUUUAACAGGGAAGGGAUGCUCAAUUGGAUGCUCUACUAAUGGCUUCAGG